AGCCGAGCGGAUGAGGAUCAGCUGACCGCGAGGCUCUGGCGUCCUUCCACUGAACACUUUAGCGGACCAAACACAAUCUAAUAGCCAAUCGGCUCCUGAUCGAUCGAUCGGACCCAACGCCGACAUGCCGUCGCUUCUGUUCUGCGGGCCGAAGAUGGCUGCGUGCGGGAUAGUGAUCAGCAUCUGGGGCGUCAUCAUGCUGGCCAUGCUGGGCAUCUUCUUCAGCGCCAAGUCGGCCGUGCUGAUCGAGGACGUCCCGUUCACCGAGGAGGACAUACGCAGCGAUAAAAACCCCCCUCAGAACAUCUACGGCCUCUACAACCAGGUCGGCAUCAACUGCUUCAUCGCCGCCGCCAUCUACGUGGCGGUGGGCGCCGUGUCGCUCUGCCAGGUCCGACUCAACAAGCGACAGGAGUACAUGGUCACAUAGACGACCUUUGACCCCUCCCAGAGGAGCCACGUUAGUGUCACGUGCCCCUUUCAUGGCCGACCAAUCGCACUCUCCCGCAUCCGGUUGGUUGAGAUUUAAUGGAGUCAGUAAUUUAUUUGAAAGGUCACGACCUUUGUUUCUUGUUGAAGUGUGAGACGCCGCGUUCCUCCUGCUGGUUACUUUCAGAGGAAAUGAGGUCAUUUAGUGUUUCCUGUGAUCUGUAUGUAAAUGUCCCCGAUGUGUUGUGACAAGUUGUGGUGGAAAAUCCUUUGCAAUAAAGUUUGUCUGUAAAAACCCA
This is a messenger RNA of Gasterosteus aculeatus aculeatus (three-spined stickleback), 728 nucleotides long. RefSeq names its product ribonuclease, RNase K b (gene rnasekb). The record is from RefSeq and is a predicted model, not a curated record. Gene Ontology annotation, biological process: nucleic acid metabolic process. NCBI's taxonomy places the organism in Eukaryota, Metazoa, Chordata, Actinopteri, Perciformes, Gasterosteidae. Gene Ontology annotation, molecular function: RNA endonuclease activity.